Molecule: messenger RNA, 1213 nt
Organism: Poecilia reticulata (guppy)
Lineage: Eukaryota; Metazoa; Chordata; Actinopteri; Cyprinodontiformes; Poeciliidae
Source: RefSeq, a predicted model, not a curated record
CUCAACCUCAACCUGGGCGUGGUCUCCAGCAUCGGCCGCGCGCGCCACCUGGCGGACGCCUUGGCGGCCAACCGCUCCCUGCAGACGCUGUUCCUCCACGGCAGCCCGCUGCUGGAUGCCGGCCUGGAGGCCCUGAACCCGGCGCUGGCCGCCCACCCGGCGCUGGUCUGCCUGGACCUGGGCGACUGCCUGCUGGGGGACGCGGCGCUGGCGCUGAUCUGCGGGAUGCUGCCGCCGGACGGAGCCAAGUCAGGACUCAGAGAGCUGACGCUCAGCGCCAACCCGCGGAUCACAACCAAGGCCUGGGCCCGGUUCUCCGUGGCAGUGGCUCACAGCUCCCAGCUCCGGGUCCUCAACCUGGACUACAACCCACUGGGGGACCACAUUGCGGCCAUGCUAGCGGUUGCCGUGGCGUCUAGUAGAACCCUGGAGGUUCUGGACCUGGAGGGAACUGGACUGACCAACCAGUCGGCGCAGGUGUUCCUGGACAUGGUAGAGAACUACCCCACCUGCCUUCGGGUUCUGGUUCUGGCCGAGAACGAAGUGAGUCCGGAGCUGCAGCAGCAGAUCAGCGACCUGCUGGCUGAAGGGGAGGAGGACGGCCGGGAGGCCCCGCCCCCUCCGCCAGGCCACGCCCCCAGCAGCGCCCUGCAGCCAAUCAGAGAGAAGCCCCUCCCCUGGCUCCCCCACAGCAACUCCAGUCCACCCACGGUCAUGCUGACAUCAGGAGUAGGUGAGAGCCUAUUGGCUGAAGCUGAGAUAUGACCACGCCCACUUCCUGCUAGUGUUGUCACUUCCUGGACUGAAUGUUCGUCUGCUCUGACCUGAUUGGUGGGUCUGGGGAGGGGGCGGGGCUUGCUGACGAUGAUGUCACAAUAAAAACAGUGUACAGCUUGGUAAGGACGGCUCUGAUUGGUCAUUUCUGCUCAGCAGGUCCAGAACCAGAACAGAGUGAAACAGAUUUAUUGAAGGCAGCCUGAAUCGGUUCUGGUUUCGUUCAGAACAAAGUUCUGAUGACUGCUGGACCGCCGUCAUUCAGCCGGUCAGAGGAAAACGAGCUCAUUCUUCAGUUGUAUUUUCACCAUGUUGUCAUUUCACUUCUAAAGUUUAAAGGUUUAGUUAGCAAGUUUUGUAAACUAACGAUAUUUGGCUUUGUAACUAUUUAGUUUGAAAUGGUGACAUUUAUAAGUGAAUAAAAAACAUUGAACUCAGA